AUGAUUUUUUAUGUAAACCCCAGCAUUCGUUCUCCAGUACAAUGUAACUGUUGCUUACGUUACAGACACACGCAAAUCGAUCCAAGAUGCUGUCAUUGCGGUGGCUCCAAACAUUCUAUCACAGAAUGCCCGACCGUCCACGCCACUGACCCGAUAUGCCUCUUCUGCAAACUUCCUCAUGUUUCCACUGACCAUCCUGAUAACGAGGAGAUCUUUCCCAUCUUAAAAGAAAGUCAUCAUUUUUUUAAUUCUAAAAAAACCAAACGGAAACCUCUUAAUAUGUCGAUUAACAAUAGAGUUGUCCUACCUGUUGAUUCAUCUUAUUCUCCUCCUAAUGGCAGUUAUUUAAAUAAUAUCUCUAACCAACACAACCCCAAAGAGAAUAACCCAAACGAUCUUUCUUGGGUACAUACCUUAUCCCUAAAAUUAUCCGAAACUCUAAUUAACUCUAUCUCCUUAUCCUCUCCUUUCUCUUCCUCUUCCCUCCAAUCACUAAUUGAAUCAUCUCUAUUUUCCUUACUAGCUAUAACUAAUUUUAAACAUUUAUCCUAA
Macrosiphum euphorbiae (potato aphid) is the source of this 552-nucleotide messenger RNA. The record is from the annotation of a GenBank genome assembly. NCBI's taxonomy places the organism in Eukaryota, Metazoa, Arthropoda, Insecta, Hemiptera, Aphididae.